AUGAUUCAGCUACGCCUGCGCAAUCUUGUUCUGCUGCACUUAUUGGCCGUGGCCAGUUCGGAAUAUGUGUACGGCGAACCAGAAUUCAAGUGUCCCAAAAAAUCCAAGGCUUUGUACCCCUGCGAAUGUGUAAAGGGCAGCGACAGUGGGCUCUAUGUGCGUUGCGAGAAUACCAAUUUGGCCACGCUGUCGGUGGCUCUUCAGAACUUGGCCUCCUUUGAGCUGCCCAUCGAGGAGUUGACCAUAUAUAGGGGUCAUAUUGCUCGCCUCUAUGGUCCUCUGUUUGCCAAUAUCAAGGCACGUUUGCUGAUUAUAGAAGAGACGCCGGUGACCACAAUUGAGGAUUAUGUCUUUUAUGGCGUCAACAACACCUUGGAGCAGCUACAUCUGCUGCGCACGAAUCUUAGUCAUGUGGGACAACUGGGAUUUGGCAUUCUUGGCAAGACCACACAACUGGUAAUCGAUGGCCAUGCCUUGGAGCAGCUGCCCAAGGAUCUCUUUGCUGGCCAAGAGAUCACCAAUAGUCUGGGCAUCAUGCGGCUGACCAAUGGAAUACUGAAUGAUCUGCCAAUAGAGACCUUUCAGCCUUUGCGAAAACUCAAAACCCUCGAUUUGCACGGAAAUCAGCUGGAGAACCUCAAACGAAAUCAGUUCAAGAACCUGAGGGAGUUGGAGUUGCUUGAUAUAAGUCACAACAAGAUCAAGAAGCUGGAGGCGCAGCAUAUAUCCGAUCUCACAAAACUGGGCUGGUGCAAUGUCUCUCACAAUGCGUUGAGCGAGCUCAGUCGCGGCACUUUUGCCCGGAACUCGGUGCUAAAGGUGCUUAACUUGUCACAUAAUAAUAUUGCGAAAUUGGAUGCAAAUAGCUUUAGGGGAAUGCGAUUUCUGCGGCGACUCUUUCUCAGCGAUAAUGCCCUUACGGAUAUUGGUCGAGGGACCUUUGGCUCGGUGGCUCGCAUUGGAACGAUCGAUUUGGCUCGUAAUAAAUUGACGAAAGUAGAGUUCCAGAUGUUUACCCAAAUGAACUACGUGGAGCUGCUGGAUCUGGCGGAGAAUAAUAUUACCAAAAUCGAAAAGAACUCCUUCAAAGAUAUCUAUCAGGCUGUGAUUAAUGUCUCGCACAAUGCUUUGGAGCUCAUAGAAACGGCGGCCUUUGAAAACUGUGUUAACAUCACGACUCUUGACUUAUCGCAUAAUCGCUUGGCCAACUUUUCACGGCGUAGCUUCGAUGAGACCACCUUUGCUUCCACUUUCCAGCUGAGCUAUAACAAACUUACUAAUUUAGCUCAGAUUCCAAUUCAGAACAUGACUGGCUUGCGAGUAUUGAAUGCAUCGCACAACAACAUCGCUGAGAUACCCAAAAACUGCUUCCCCAAGCUCUACGAGCUCCACACCAUCGACGUUUCCCACAAUAACAUUUCGAGCAUAUUUAAUGGAGUUUUUCAAACCCUAUUCUCGCUACGUUCCCUCGAUUUGAGUUACAAUAGUAUGCGUGAGAUCAAGUCAUCCACCUUUGGUACUUUACCGACUCUUUUGGAAAUGGAUCUGAGUCACAAUGGACUGGUUAACAUAGUGCGCGGCUCGUUGGCCAAGUUGACCAGUCUGCGACAAUUGUACUUGAACAACAACCAGUUGGAUAAGCUCUUCCAGCUGCCCAUCUCCCUUAAUGAGUUAUACUUCAGCCAUAAUAUGCUAAGUGAAAUACCACCGGGCACGUGGCCGGUGAUGAAUGCACUGAUCUAUCUGGAUCUGAGUCACAAUCAAUUGGGCGACAGCCUUAAUGGACAGAGCUUUACAGGAUUGCUGGUGGUACAGCGUUUAAAGUUGCAAAACAAUGGCAUUACCCUGCCGCCCUUGGAGGCGGUGGCUGUCAUGUCAACGCUGCAAUAUUUGUACUUGGAGCACAAUAACAUCUCUAGUCUGGAGCGCAGUGCUUUUGGCAAGCUGCCCGUUCUGUUUGAGUUGAAUCUGCAUGGCAAUCAAGUCAAGGACAUUAGCAAGCGAGCCUUUGAGGGCCUGUUGCAGUUGCUCACACUGAACUUGUCCUCCAACGGUAUUCAACAACUGCAGAAUGACAUAUUCAUUGGUCUCCCCUCUCUGCGUACUCUCGAUCUGUCGCACAAUUUGCUCUCCAAGUUGGAUAAUAAAACCAACGGCGUUCUGGAUGACUUGCUCAGUUUGGAGACCUUGAAUUUGAGCCACAAUCGGAUAAGCUUUGUGACCAAAAAGACCUUUCCAUCGCAUCAGUAUAUACCUUAUAACUUGAGGAAUCUAGAUUUGAGCUACAACCAAAUGCCCGUGCUCACAUAUGAUAUCACUUUUGGAACGAAGAAACUGUAUAAGUUGGAUGUGUCUCACAACCAGAUCAACGAUCUAAGACGCGGCGUUCUCUCCAACUUCACUUCGCUUCAAAAACUGGAUAUGUCGCACAAUGAGCUCGCAAAUCUCGCCUCUGAGGAGCACAUCUUCGAUCUGCCGCAGAACCUAAGCAGCCUGGAUAUAUCGCACAACCAAAUCUACCAUUUGCCCUUUGCCAAUAUUGUAAAGGUCAGUGCACUAAAAUAUGUGGAUUUGUCCAACAACAGUUUGGAGGAUUUCCCGCCCUCGAUAGUGCGCAAAAUGAGGAAUGGUAGCCUGGUGCAUUUGGCUGGAAAUCCCCUGCACUGCGGCUGCAACACGCGACCGCUGAAGUACUUUAUGCUGCAGCAAACAUGGCCAAGUGAGGAUUUGCAGGGCAUAUAUUGCGGCACUCCGACUGCGAUCAAGGACAAGCAGUUGCUAUCUCUAGAGGAUGAGUACCUGCACUGCGCCGAGGACGAGCGGGUGAUGUAUUCAGGUGCAGACUUUGAGCAGCUCACCGAUGUCCGGUUUCGGGAAGUGCAAGCAACCAAAUCUGGGAAACUGACCCUCAGUUGGUACGUUUCCGGCACCGCUGAUGUAGCCGACUUUCAUGUUUAUAUUCGGAGCUCAAGCAACGAGGUGCUCCAUCAAUCGGACUAUGCGUACAACAAUCGUACUGCCCAGAUUGCUAUUGCAGAACUCCAGGCGCUUGGCGAAGAGAAGCUCCGUGAUGGUGAGAUCUGUAUAAUUUCUCGCGACAGCGACGGUAACACCCGGAAGUGGUUCUCCGGUCAGUGCCAACAAUUGCCAUCGCUCAAGCUGCCGCGCACCUUCUUUUUCGGCAACUUCCAGGUCAGGGGAGGUGGAGCUUCCCUAACAGUCAGUAGUCUACCUCACCUCCUCGUGUUUGCAAUAAUAGUUUUAUCCGUUUUCCGCUUGUAAGUACUAAAAAGGGUUAAAUUAUAUUACAUAAAAUGAUGGCCAAUUCGAUCUGGAUUUAAAAGAACUUAUA
Molecule: messenger RNA, 3352 nt
Organism: Drosophila serrata
Lineage: Eukaryota; Metazoa; Arthropoda; Insecta; Diptera; Drosophilidae
Gene: conv
Product: insulin like growth factor binding protein acid labile subunit convoluted
Cellular component (GO): plasma membrane
Molecular function (GO): protein binding
Source: RefSeq, a predicted model, not a curated record